Fusarium sp. VM40 is the source of this 594-nucleotide messenger RNA. The record is from the annotation of a GenBank genome assembly. Lineage: Eukaryota; Fungi; Ascomycota; Sordariomycetes; Hypocreales; Nectriaceae.
AUGAAGCUGCAUUAUAUCGGCGUCCUUCGCAACGAGAGCCAGCCAGCUCAUGAGAUCGUCGCUGAGAAGGAGCUCAGCAGCUACUCACGAUUCACCCGUAACAACUAUGGCGAAUUCAUGACCCUAUUCGCAAAGACCGUCGCCGAGCGCACCCGUCCCGGACAGCGACAGGAUGUUGAGGAGCAAGAUUACACUUUCCACGCCUACGGCCGUACCGAGGGUGUCUGCGGCAUCAUCAUCUCCGACCACCAGUACCCUGCCCUUGUGGCGCAUCAGCUUCUCAGCAAGGUCGUCGACGAGUUCCUUUCCAAGAACCCCCGCUCCAGCUGGAACAGCGGCACACCCACCCUUACCAUGCCCGAGCUGAAGGACUACCUUACCAAGUACCAGGACCCCCAGCAGGCCGACAGCAUCCUCAAGAUCCAGAAGGAGCUUGACGAGACCAAGAUUGUUCUCCACAAGACCAUUGAGAGUGUGCUUCAGCGUGGAGAGAAGAUCGACGAUCUGGUGGCUAAGAGCGAUGGCCUAAGCGCCCAGAGCAAGAUGUUUUACCAGCAAGCCAAGAAGCAGAACUCGUGCUGUGUUUUGAUGUAA